UCUGCCGACGGCCCUGGUCGUCUUCUUCUUCUACCUGCCACCGCCCGCUCCCACUGCAAUCACACCAGACUACACCCCUACACCUACUUCCACCACCACCACCGCCCACCGCACACUAAUCUAAUCAAUCACGCCGCCCGCCUCUGCUUCUCGCCUACCCACUGUCCCGAAUUUUUCGCCCACCAUGCCUGGCCACCUCCGCACCCGCUUAAAGCGCGUCCUCACGGCCGGCUCCAACAAGCUGGCCAAACCCGAGGAGCCAGAGUCGGACUUUUACAAGCCUGGAGAAAAGAUGCCCCCGCUCAAGUACCGUCGCGCCGUCGACCCCGAACACAAGAAGAAACUCGAGGCCUUUAGCUUUGCGACUGCCUGGCGCCGCCACAGCAACGCCUCGCUGUACUCGCCCAUGGGCAGCCGGCUGCCCAGCCGCCGCAGCAGCUUCAGGAGACGCAGCCGCAGCCGCAGCAUGCACCGCAGCCGGAGAGGCAGCUGCUCGUCAGAGUACGACCCCGAGUCCGAGUGGGUCGACAGCGGCAUCGGCGCCAGCAUUGCCGGCGACGACCGCCCGGCCAACAUCAAAGAGGCGUCCGACGACGAAGGCGAUGUGCUCAAUGUCGGCCUCUCUCGUAAUCCUACCGAAGAUCCUCGCGACGCCCGCCGCAAGCAGUCACAAGGCCCCGGCCGUACUAGUGAUGCUAGACAACCCUCAAGACCAGCGACUGCAUCAGACCGCACCCGCCAAGCCUCGCAGCCCUUCUCCGCGGAAGAGCUGGAAAUGGCGCUGCAGAAAUCCCACCUGGCAGCCACGAGGGAAGAAUCAGACCGGAGCGCAGGCGAGAGCCCGUUUGAAGACUUUGACGACCCGAGCCCGUUCCUGCGACCGCGUGGAGGAUCCAUCUACGUGCCCUACAACGGCCAGGGCACGCCGCCCAAACUGCCCUUCUGGGGCACCGCCUACCCCUCGUGCGACGACACCCUCUCGGCCGGCCACUUUUCCAGGCGCGCAUCCGUCUUUCUGUCGCCCGACGAGUCGUGCACACCACAGUACGAGGGCGGCGAAUCCUACUUCUCGCACGCAGACGCGCCCGGCCUGUCGCAGGCGCGCCGCGCCUCCGUCUUUGUGGCUGCCGACGACAACGUGUGCGCAUGUCCGACGCCGCCUCGUGAGGAGCCGAAGCGCAAAGUCCACCCCUGCGCCCCCUGCGAUGCCGUAGCAGCCAUUCUCGCGCGUCCUGAUUAA
Exserohilum turcica Et28A is the source of this 1240-nucleotide messenger RNA. RefSeq lists its product as uncharacterized. Lineage: Eukaryota; Fungi; Ascomycota; Dothideomycetes; Pleosporales; Pleosporaceae. The transcript is spliced from 2 exons. The record is from RefSeq and is a predicted model, not a curated record. The coding region runs from base 185 to 1240 and encodes 351 amino acids.